Molecule: messenger RNA, 1830 nt
Organism: Necator americanus (New World hookworm)
Lineage: Eukaryota; Metazoa; Nematoda; Chromadorea; Rhabditida; Ancylostomatidae
Exons: 17
Coding region: 1-1830 (609 amino acids)
Biological process (GO): transmembrane transport; amino acid transport
Cellular component (GO): plasma membrane
Molecular function (GO): amino acid transmembrane transporter activity
Source: RefSeq, a predicted model, not a curated record
AUGCCAGGCGAAGACGAAAUAUUUAAGAAAACGAUUACAACAUUCAUACAAAGCCAACGGAGCCCUUUAAUUCGAAAGAUGAAAGCCAAGGAUGCGAUGGGUUUACUGUUUCGGAAGAAAACCUUUGCCGGUUCGUCCACCCUCGAUUCACAGCUGAAAAGAUGUCUAAGCGUGAUCGACGUAAUGUUUUUGGCUGUUGGUCAAAUGAUCGGCGCUGGAAUUUACGUCCUUGCCGGUGCUGUCGUUCAUUCACAAACAGGUCCAUCAAUCAUCAUCUCAUUCUCGCUUGCCGGAUUUGCAGCUCUGAUGUCCGCGUUCAGUUAUGCGGAAUUCGGAGCGAGGUAUCCAAGAGCUGGUAGCGCUUACACUUACGCUUACGUCGGUGUAGGUGAGCUGUGGGCAUUUGUUAUCGGAUGGACUGUGAUUCUCGAAUAUAUGAUUGGAAAUGCAGCUGUGGCUAGAUCAUGGUCUGGAUAUCUCGACACGCUGGUGAACCACGCUGUAAGCAACUUCACACUGUCCACAGUUGGAACACUGAGUUCGGAGGGAGGAUUCUUCAGUCGGUAUCCGGACGUAAUGUCAUUCUUGCUGAUCGUAGCUGUUGCGGUUAUAGUUGCCGCUGGCUCAAAAUCGUCCGCCAGCGUCAAUACUGCCUUCGUCUUUUUGAAUCUCACACUAAUCGCUUUCAUCACCAUUUACGGUUUUACAUACGCAGAUAUCUCAUUAUGGACUGGCAGCGACGAGAGCGGCAGAUCAAGAUUUUUCCCAUUCGGCCUAGCCGGAACCUUCUCCGGGGCAGCUACUUGCUUCUUCUCGUUUAUUGGUUUCGAAUGUCUCGCUACUGCUGGAGAGGAGGCAAAAAAUCCGAAGCGCACAAUUCCUAUCGCUACCUUUGGAUGUCUUCUAGUGGUCACAUUCACCUACGUGGUUAUGUCCUCAUCUCUUACCUUAAUGAUACCGUGGGAAAAGGUGAAUCCUGAAGCUGCCUUCGCCGACGCUUUCGACGCGAAGGGUGCCGUUGUCGCCAAAUACAUAAUCACAGCCGGAGCGUUGGCAGGAAUGCUUAAUAAUUUGGUAACAGGAGCCUUCGCUCUUCCGAGAUGCGUAUACGCAAUGGCCGACGACGGCCUUAUCUUCUCCUUCUUUGCCACCGUCAACAAAUUCACGAAGGUCCCCUUGAACGCUAUCAUCGUGUUCACGCUUCUGAAUGCUACCCUGGCAAUGGUUUUCGAUCUGGAAGCUCUCGUCGAGUUUCUCUCCAUUGGUACUCUUCUCGCGUAUUCUGUGGUUUCAGCAUGCGUACUGAUCCUAAGGCAUCAGCCUGCACCCAUAGAUGGAGAUCCCGAAAAACUUGAUUCAGGAGGUAGGAUCAAAUCUUGGGUGCCAUUCCGGAAUUUUUGGGAAGGCCUCCCUGUUGGAAGGUCAAUAUGCAUCGCCGUGAUUGCUCUUGUUGUCUCCUACUUCUCGCUAGCGUUCACCAUUCGGUUAGGGAAAAUAUUCACCACAUCUGGCUUCAUAUGCAUAGGAAUGAGUACACUACUCAUAAUCGCCUCAUUUCUGUUCAUCUAUGGACAUGAACAAAACACACUGGACCUUAAUUUCAGAGUGCCUUUUGUUCCACUGAUUCCAUGUGUUGGACUGCUGAUCAACUGCUUCAUGAUGGCAUUCCUAGAACUCCUCACAUGGGCUCGCUUCUUUAUAUGGAUGUUCAUAGGUCUCAUCAUUUAUAUCUUCUAUGGUCUUCACCAUAGCAAAGAAGGGAAGAAGAAACGAGUGGUCGCCGAAUCAAGACUGUCGACGAUAUCGAAGAACAGUUGCGACAGGAACUAG